AUGAUGAAGAGCCUUUUUUUGUCUCUCUUACUUGUCUCUGUUCUGUUCAUGAACAGCUUCUCAGAAGUGCAGGGGAGGAAAUGGAAGGGCGAAGGUACAACGCAAAACCUGGAAAGUAUUGUCAUUGGAAGAUGCUAUGACUAUAUUAGAGUUGUGAAUCCUGCUGUUGGUGAGAAGAAUUGUGCAGCAAUAUGGGAAGCAUUUAAAAAUGCAUUCAUUAACAAGGAUCCUUGCAGCAUUCUACCUAAGGACUAUGAAUUAUUUAUCAACCUGUCAUUGCACACAAUUCCACCUAACAAGUCUCUCUUCUGGGAAAAUAAUCAGCUGCUAGUCAAUAGCUUUGCUGGCAGAGGCCGUCGCUACAUGUCCCUGGGUGAUACCCUGUUUGGCUUCUUUGCAGAUUUUCUAAACUGGUGUGGGCAGGCAAACAGCACUGGACUGGAUUAUGAAUCCUGCCCCACCACGAAGGAAUGUGAAAACAACGCGGUGGAAUCUUUCUGGAGGAUGGCUUCAAUCACUUAUGCGAAGCACAGUUCUGGGGUGAUACAUGUCUUGUUGAAUGGUUCUGCAGUCGGAGGAGCUUAUCCAGUCCCAGGGUUUUUUGCAGAUUAUGAAAUACCUAAUCUCCAGAAAGACAAAAUCUCACAAAUUGUCAUCUGGGUUGUGGAUGAUAUUGAAGGACCAGAUACAGAUUCCUGUGGAACUCAUACUGUAAAGAUACUAGAAAACCGGCUGAAAACCCUUGGUUAUGAUGUCACCUGCACUGACAAUUACAAGCCUGUAAUGUUCUUACUCUGCCUGGAUUAUCCUGGUGAUUCUAAGUGUACCCUUUCAUCGUAA
Nipponia nippon (crested ibis) is the source of this 840-nucleotide messenger RNA. It is a transcript of the gene BST1, whose product is annotated as bone marrow stromal cell antigen 1. The record is from RefSeq and is a predicted model, not a curated record. Gene Ontology annotation, biological process: positive regulation of B cell proliferation. NCBI's taxonomy places the organism in Eukaryota, Metazoa, Chordata, Aves, Pelecaniformes, Threskiornithidae. Gene Ontology annotation, cellular component: plasma membrane. Gene Ontology annotation, molecular function: NAD+ nucleosidase activity, cyclic ADP-ribose generating; phosphorus-oxygen lyase activity.